AUGAACACAACACAACAUACAGUGAAUGAGCUAAUGCAGCUCAUGAUAGUAGCUAUUAUAGAACGGACGGAAGAAGAAAUUUGUGUGAUAUGGAAAAAAGCAAUGGAGGUUAGAAUAUCGUGGAUCAACCGAGCCCGAAUGUCGGUGGAUGCUGUAAGCACUGGUGGCAUAUCCAUCAUCAAUAUAAAGACAAGUUUGAUGUACUUGUACAACCGGUCGUUCCAGCGGAAACUAAAGGAUGCAAAAUUGGCUAACCGAACGAAAUAUUCACGCGGUAGUCAGAGGCAUACCCGUAAUGUUUUCGGAACAGGAGAUCAAAUGAGAAUUAGAACAGAGGGGAUAUACUCCUCUCCACAUUAUCCGACUCAAACGCAGUGGCGGCGCACCCAUGCCUUAGUGGUCGUGAUACUGCGCAAGAUUGAAAAGUCCCAGCAGCUGUUCAAUGAACAUGAGCUGCUGGGUCUAGCAAUCAGAGUUGAAGUUCAAAAGAACUCUAGACUUAUUGGGCACUGUCACCGCUGCCAAAGGUAUGGCCAUGCGCAGUGUUACUGCACAGCACCUCCCAAAUGUUUAAAAUGUGCUUCCGACCACAUGACACAUUUAUGCCCCCUCACAGGACAAGAGGAGCGAAAGUAUGCGAACUGUGGAGGGGCGCAUCCCGCUAACAGUCCCUCUUGCAGAUUCACUCCCAGGCGAAAUCUGGAAGUCAUAGCGCAAAGACGCAGCAACUCAUACGCGGAAGCAGCCGUCUCAACAUCUUCGGUUGCCCCCACUGUUCAACCCACUAUGAACACGCAGAAUGUGGACCUAGCAACUGCGCUUAGGUCCCUUCAACAAAUAAUAAGUCCCUUGAUUAGCGAGACUCAGGCAUUGCAGGCGAUCUUUCCGCAGCAAUUGAAUGGCUAA
This is a messenger RNA of Acanthoscelides obtectus, 906 nucleotides long. Lineage: Eukaryota; Metazoa; Arthropoda; Insecta; Coleoptera; Chrysomelidae. The record is from the annotation of a GenBank genome assembly.